This is a messenger RNA of Racocetra fulgida, 174 nucleotides long. NCBI's taxonomy places the organism in Eukaryota, Fungi, Glomeromycota, Glomeromycetes, Diversisporales, Gigasporaceae. The record is from the annotation of a GenBank genome assembly.
AUGCAGCAAACUGAAGAUUCAGAAAUUGAAGAUGAUAAUGAUAACAAUUCGCAACAAAUGUUGACUAAUAAUUUAAAUCUUAGUCAAAUCGUUGAUUUAACUUUACCUGAAUUUUUAUCAACUAAUAUUACUUUAUUUGAAUCUGCUAUUAAUAGAUUAUCUUCUCACGAAAGG